Messenger RNA from Geodia barretti, 948 nucleotides. The record is from the annotation of a GenBank genome assembly. NCBI's taxonomy places the organism in Eukaryota, Metazoa, Porifera, Demospongiae, Tetractinellida, Geodiidae.
AUGGCAUAUCUGCUCACCGGUGGCAUGGGGUGCAUCGGUACUUACGUCAUCCGCGACCUAUUGGCAGCCGGUGAAAAGGUAGUCGUAUACGAUUUUGCUUACGACCUAACCAUUCCCAAAAUGGUACUUGCAGACGAACAACUUGAAGGGUUCACCUUCGUGCAGGGCGACAUCACCGACCUGCCACACAUCCUGCGCACUAUCCAAGAACAUGAGAUUGAUCGGGUUAUCCAUCUCGCCUCGUGGCAGGUCCCGGCGUGCAAUGCGAAUCCACCGGAGGCACUAAAGGUGGUUUGCGAAGGCACGAUCAACAUAUUGGAAGCGGCGCGUAUUUUCAAGCUCAAACGUGUUGUGUGGGCAAGUAGUGUUGCAGUCUUCGGGGCACCAGAGGAUUACAACCACGAACAGAUUCUCAACGAUGCCCCCCACUAUCCGAAGUUCAUCUAUGGGGCAUGCAAAUCCCUCAACGAGAGAUACGCAAUGCACUAUUUUGAUGCCUACGGUGUAGAUUCGAUCGGGCUUCGGUUUACUGCGGUCUAUGGGGUCGGUAGAACCCGCGGCAUGAGUUCAUUCACAACGCAAAUGAUCGAAGCAGUGGCAUUAGGUAAACCAUACGUCUGUCCGUUUGGUGAUGAUGCGGUGGAUUGGCAGUAUGUAGAGGAUGUCUCUCGUUCGAUCGUGGUCGCUUGCACCUGUCCAACAACGCAGACACGCGUCUUCAAUGUGAAGGGCGGUAUCCGCCCCGUCAAAGACGGCGUGGCAUAUCUCAAGACCUUAGUGCCAGAUGCACAGAUUACGUUGGAACCAGGGGUGUUUGGAAUCUCGUGGGACUACGACGCAACGCCUAUCGCUGAAGAGAUGGGAUUUACGCCUGACUACACGAUGGAGCAAGGGAUUCUGAAAACGUUCAAUCGUUUCCGAGCGCGCGCAGGGUUGGCGCAAAUAUAG